Neoarius graeffei (lesser salmon catfish) is the source of this 1601-nucleotide messenger RNA. RefSeq names its product solute carrier family 14 member 2 (gene slc14a2). Gene Ontology annotation, biological process: urea transmembrane transport. The record is from RefSeq and is a predicted model, not a curated record. Gene Ontology annotation, cellular component: membrane. Gene Ontology annotation, molecular function: urea transmembrane transporter activity. Bases 63 to 1454 code for a protein of 463 amino acids. The transcript is spliced from 10 exons. Lineage: Eukaryota; Metazoa; Chordata; Actinopteri; Siluriformes; Ariidae.
GCCUGAUCAGUGAUUCUUUCACAGUACUAUGAUUUUUGCAGGAAACUAAACUGGCCAUAUUCAUGCCUGGAACAAAAGAUUCAGAGGGUAUUUCAGGGAAUAUCAUAAACUUCUGUAGGACAUCCAUUACUGAACACUCCAAGGAGCUGCAACCCCUCAUAACUAACACUGUUUCACAGACAGCAGCAAUGAAUAACUCACAGUUACAGCAGAAUGAGCAGCAGCAUGCACAGGGCGAGUCGUCUAAUGCUCAGAAGAUCAAAGUCAAACUCGCACGUUUUGUGUCUUACUUCUCCGGAGACAUGGCUCCUGUUGGCAAAUGGAUGACGGAACAGUUCAUCUUGCUUCAGAUUUUUGAUUGGGUGUUGAGAGGUGCAGCACAGGUCAUGUUUGUAAAUAACCCCCUGAGUGGACUGAUCAUCUUUGCUGGACUGAUCCUCCAGAACAGAUGGUGGGCUCUCAAUGGCUUUGUGGGCACCUUGUUUGCCACACUCUCAGCCCUCAUUCUCAAACAAAAUAGAGGAGCAAUCGCAGCAGGCCUGUAUGGAUACAAUGGAAUCCUAGUUGGUCUUCUAAUGGCAGUCUUCUCCAAUGCAGGUGACUGGUACUGGUGGCUUCUGUUGCCCAACAUCUUUAUGUCAAUGGCAUGCCCGAUUGUGUCCAGUGCCCUGGCCUCCAUCAACAGUCGGUGGGAUCUGCCAGUCUUUACCCUGCCUUUUAACAUUCUAGUUUGUCUUCAUAUGGUAGCUACAGGGCACUACAACCUCCAUUUCCCCCAGGUCCUCAUCCAGCCAAGAACCUCCUUCCCCAACAUCACAUGGUCUGAGCUGGAUUAUGCUUUGCUCUUCCGCUCCAUUCCUGUGGGCAUUGGGCAGGUCUAUGGUUGUGACAAUCCAUGGACAGGAGGCAUAUUCAUCCUGGCCCUGUUUAUUUCUUCACCUAUAACUUGUGUACAUGCUGUUAUUGGCUCAACUAUUGGGAUGGUGUCAGGUCUCGCUCUUGCAGCACCAUUUCAGAACAUCUACUUUGGACUGUGGGGAUACAACUGUGUCUUGGCUUGCAUUGCAAUUGGUGGAAUGUUCUAUGCUCUCACAUGGCAGGUUCAUCUCUUGUCUAUAGCAUGUGGAUUUUUCUGUGCUUAUCUUGGAUCUGCAAUUGGCAACGUGAUGGCUACUUUCGGGCUUCCAGCAUGCACUUGGCCCUUCUGCCUGUCUGCCCUCACUUUCCUCUUGAUCACUACAGAGACAAAGACAAUUUACAAACUGCCACUUGCUAAAGUGAACUACCCUGAGAAAAACCUUAUGAUCUACAUGAAGAUGAAGAAGGAGGAGAAGGCUGAAAAAGUCAAAACAGUGAAAGAGGAGGUAAUAGUGAUUAAUGAUCUGCAAAUUUCCAAUGAUGUGGAAGUUCAGACGACGGUGGAGAGUCAAGAUAUGGAGUUGCAGGAAGUCUGAACUGAGACAAACAGCAGACAGGACAGUAUUCAGCAGAAAGCCCAUUACUCACCCAUCUGGAUGUUACUUCUACACUCUUUUAUUUUGCUUCCUACCAUCCUCACAAUUGUAAAUAUGUAUAAAAUAAAUGCACAUAAAAGAUUGCCA